This is a messenger RNA of Topomyia yanbarensis, 1557 nucleotides long. RefSeq names its product transcription factor grauzone-like. Bases 111 to 1553 code for a protein of 480 amino acids. The transcript is spliced from 3 exons. The record is from RefSeq and is a predicted model, not a curated record. Gene Ontology annotation, cellular component: nucleus. Gene Ontology annotation, molecular function: zinc ion binding. Lineage: Eukaryota; Metazoa; Arthropoda; Insecta; Diptera; Culicidae.
UUUAAUGAGGCAAACGUAACAUCUUAGAGCAAAACAUACAAUAAUAGUGCGUGAAUAAACCGAUCUGUGCUGAUUAUUUGUUCAGAAAGCUACGUCGCCAACUAUUAAUAAUGGAACGUGCGGGGAAUUGCAACUUUUGCAACACGAUAGAUCCGCCAGAUAUAGAAACCAUAAACCCCAAUUCAACAAAUAAAAUACAAGAAGUUGUGAUUAAACAUUUUUGGUUCACCCUAGAUGAUCUGAAGAACUUUCAGAUUUGCUCCGAAUGUAGAGACAAACUCUUGGCUUUCCAUAAUUUCUACUGUCAGGUGGAGAAUUUGUAUCACAAGAAACUGCCGAAGAUCGAAACUGCUACCGAACCGGAAACUACCAAGCAGCACAGCCCCGAACCGGAAUAUGAAGAGAUUCAUUUCGAAGUAGAGGGAAUUACAAUAAAAUCGGAAGUAAAUGAUUCCUUUCUCAACGAAGAAAGUGACUCUAAACUCGAGGAUGAAUCUUACACUCCGACAGACAUACAGGAUAGCGAUGAGCAGCAAUUGGUGGAUGAUAGGGACAAAGAAUCUCCUGAGCACCGUGUGACAGACGAUGAUAUCAAACUGUACUGCCAAAUGAAUUGUGAGCUGUGUUCAGAGCGUUUUGAAGCUUUCAACCAACUGAAGAAACAUUACAGCCGAAUCCAUAACAAAAAGGGAUUCGUAAAAUGUUGCAAUUUACGCUUCGGUGACGCAAAAAGGCUCAAGGAACACAUAAAAGUUCAUAUCAAUCCCAGCAGCUUCCAAUGUGACAAAUGUGACAAGAAUUUCUGCUCGAAACGCAGUCUACGGUGCCACCAGUUGGUGAUACAUUUACCAGACGAUCAGAAAUUAUUUCGCUGUAAUAUCUGCUCCAAGAAGUAUGCUAAACAGUACCAGCUCAACCAACAUCUGAACACGCAUACAAUCGAAGCAAAGGAAGAAAACGAACUUUUGUGCCCCCAAUGCCAAAAACCAUACUAUAGCAAAGGAGCAUUACGAUUUCACAUACAAAGCAUUCACGAACGAGCACACGAGGUCCUGUGCGAUAUAUGUUCGAAAAUAUUCAAAACUAGAAGCGCCCUGACACACCAUCGAGCGGAUCAUUUCAGAACCGAGCGCGUCCAAUGCCCGACCUGCGGCAAAUGGUUGAAGAAUGAGAACUCACUGAAGAAGCAUAUGAUUCGGCAUAAGGAGGAAAAACUGGUCAUCGAAUGUGACAUUUGUGGGAAGCGAUCGCCCAGUUCGCAUGCUUUGAAGAAACACAUCAAAGAUCAGCACACGAGCGAAAGAGCUUACCAGUGUACUCUGUGUGAAAAGGCAUUCAAAAGACCGAUAGCGUUGAAGGAACACAUGGCAACUCAUACCGGGCAGUUGUUGUACUCGUGUGUUCAUUGUGGAAAAGAGUACAACUCGUCAGCUAAUCUUUGUUCGCAUCGCAAGAAGGCACAUCCAGUGGAGUGGCGCGAGUAUCAGCAUAAAAAAGAAGUCAAUGGCGUUGUAGCUUAUUGUAUUAAUUCAAAUAAUAAGAAAAAUAUAUGAGAUC